AUGGGGGCGGUGGGCCUAGGGCUGGUGGACUGUCACUGCCACCUCUCCGCCCCGGACUUUGACCACGAUCUGGAUGAUGUGCUGGAGAAAGCCAAGAAAGCCAAUGUUAUGGCUCUUGUGGUGGUCGCUGAACAUUCAGGAGAAUUUGAAAAGAUUAUGCAGCUUUCAGAAAGGUAUAAGGGGUUUGUCCUGCCAUGCUUGGGUGUUCACCCAGUUCAAGGAGAUUCACCAGAAGACCAAAGAAGUGUCACAUUAAAGGAUUUGGAUGUAGCUUUGCCCAUUAUCGAGAAUUAUAAGGAUCAGUUAUUGGCAAUUGGAGAGGUUGGACUGGAUUUCUCCCCCAGAUUUGCUGGCACUGAUGAACAGAAGGAAGAGCAAAGACAAGUCCUAAUCAGACAGGUCCAGUUAGCCAAAAGACUAAAUUUGCCUUUAAAUGUUCACUCACGCUCAGCCGGAAGACCUACCAUCAGCCUCUUAAAUGAGCAAGGUGCUGACAAAGUGUUGCUGCAUGCGUUUGACGGUCGGCCAUCUGUGGCCAUGGAAGGAGUAAAGGCUGGGUACUUCUUCUCAAUUCCUCCUUCUGUCAUAAGAAGUGAGCAGAAGCAGAAACUUGUGAAACAGUUGCCUUUAACUUCAAUUUGCUUAGAAACGGAUUCCCCUGCGCUGGGACCAGAAAAGCAGGUACGGAACGAGCCCCAGAACAUUUCCAUUUCAGCAGAAUAUAUUGCCCAGGUGAAAGGGGUCUCAGUGGAAGAAGUUAUAGACGUGACAACACAGAACGCAUUGAAACUGUUUCCCAAGCUUCAGCGGCUGCUCCCAAAAUAG
Molecule: messenger RNA, 825 nt
Organism: Rangifer tarandus platyrhynchus (Svalbard reindeer)
Lineage: Eukaryota; Metazoa; Chordata; Mammalia; Artiodactyla; Cervidae
Source: the annotation of a GenBank genome assembly